This is a messenger RNA of Saxophila tyrrhenica, 1281 nucleotides long. RefSeq lists its product as uncharacterized. The transcript is spliced from 7 exons. The record is from RefSeq and is a predicted model, not a curated record. Bases 1 to 1281 code for a protein of 426 amino acids. Gene Ontology annotation, molecular function: tripeptidyl-peptidase activity; serine-type endopeptidase activity. Gene Ontology annotation, biological process: proteolysis. NCBI's taxonomy places the organism in Eukaryota, Fungi, Ascomycota, Dothideomycetes, Mycosphaerellales, Extremaceae.
AUGACCUCGCCGGCCUGUAUCCGCGCUCUUUACGGCAUCCCCGAGCCGGAUCCAUCUGAGCCUGUCAAUCCAAACAACUCCUUGGGCAUAUUCUCGAUAUACAGCCAGUGGUAUCAGCGGAAUCUCGACGACUUCUUCGAAGCCUUUACCGAUAUUCCGGCUGGCACGUCACCGAUCUGGAAAUCAAUCGACGGAGGGCAGCCUCCGCCAACGAGUCCGAACGAUACGACCUGGAAGAACUUGGACGGGGAGGCGAAUCUUGAUCUUCAGACUUCGAUGCCGAUAGUGUAUCCGCAGAAUGUGACGGUUUGGCAGACGGAUGAUGCUUACUGGUCCCGCUGGACAUACUCCAAGCCCUGGGCCGGUCUCAUGAACACCUUCCUCGACGCCAUCGAUGGCUCCUACUGCACAUACACCGCAUACGGCGAGACGGGCAAUGACCGGCAUCACGAUCCCAUCUACCCCGACACCAAUCACACGAACGGAUAUCAAGGCGAGCUGCAGUGCGGCGUCUAUACCCCACCGAACGUGUUCUCGGUCAGCUACGGUGCGCAAGAGGACUGGUUGCCUGAGUAUUACCUCCGACGGCAAUGCAAUGAGUUUUUGAAGCUGGGUCUGCAAGGAAUCACGGCGGUGUUCUCGAGUGAUGAUUGGGGUGUUGAACUUUGUCCGAAGCAUCAGAGGGUGUUUGUGCCGGAUGUGCCGGCGGGAUGCCCGUGGGUUACCGCUGUUGGUUCCACGCAGAUUGGCAGCAACAAGACGGUCCACGAUCCGGAGGAAGCGGUGUCGUUGGAUCAUGCUGAGUUCUUGAGCGGCGGAGGGUUCUCUAUCGUCCAUGACGCUCCUGAUUACCAAAAGGAAGCCAUCGCAAAGUACUUCGCCGUCGCCAACACCUCACUCCCAUACUUCUUCAAUGGCUCAUACAACCAUACACGAUGGGGUGUACAACCGCAAUGGGCGCGGAUCGGCAGCAAGAUUUCCAUCUUCAAUGCCAAAGACCGCUGGAUAGUGCACGGCACAAGCGCUAGCGCACCUAUCUUCGCGGCGAUGCUAAAUCGCAUUGUUGAAGAGCGCCUGAUAAUUGGCAAGGUGCCGUUGGGAUUUAUCAAUGCUGUGCUGUACAGCAAUCCGCAAAUCUUCAACGAUGUUGUGGUCGGUGACAACAUCAACCCGGACCGUUGCAGGGGGAAGGGGUUCAAGUGCGCUCCCGGUUGGGAUCCGGUGACAGGCCUGGGAACGCCCAAGUUCCAGGAGAUGAUGGAUCUUUUCUUGAGGUUGUAG